Harmonia axyridis is the source of this 674-nucleotide messenger RNA. RefSeq lists its product as uncharacterized. Bases 123 to 455 code for a protein of 110 amino acids. The transcript is spliced from 3 exons. NCBI's taxonomy places the organism in Eukaryota, Metazoa, Arthropoda, Insecta, Coleoptera, Coccinellidae. The record is from RefSeq and is a predicted model, not a curated record.
CGACCUUCGUUACACACAAAAAGGAUCAGCAAAAACAACUUCACGACUUCUAUGGCCAUCUAGUUGGUUAUUCUUCCUUCAACUUUUCAGUUCACUACAACUAGAUUUCUUGUUUGGGGAAGAUGUUCAAUAUGAAAAUUUUACUUCUCGCUGUUCUUGGUGUACUUCUGAGUUCAGUUGCAUCAGCACCUUCAGAAUAUCCAACAUGUUACGAUAAAGUUUGCCCACCAUCAACUACAGGCUGUUCGAAACAACGUCUAACAACAGAUGAUAACAAAUACCUCGACACAAUUGUCAUAUGUUGGCAUAAAAAAGAUGAAGUUCAAAAACAUACGGACAGAAUACUGAAUCCCUAUGGUGGUCCUGUUGAAGAUUUUGAAACGUCUGCUUCAUUUAAAAUAGGAAAAGGAGGAAUAUGGAUACCCGAAUUUGUCAACGCAACGAUAUACAAUUGAGGAAGAAAUAGCAUUCUGAAGUUUUUAGUGUCUAAUUCAAUAUUCUGUUGAACAUUGUUUAAUUAUUAUGUAUGUGUUAUACUUUUUCUAUUUCUCAUAUACUCUGAAAGAGGGCGUUGUGUGUUUUGCAUCACGUCAAUAUUCUAUGAGCAUCUGAUUUGUGAUCGCAGUUCAUAAUUUAGUGUUAUUUCAGCUAAAUAUAUAUAAUUAUUAAUCGAA